AUGCACAGAAACACACACAUUCUCGCCAACAGACAUACACAAACGAACAGCACACAGACAGACAACAUAUUUUGGUGGAACAAUGACGAGACUGCGAUAAUGAUUAGACUGAAUAUUUGGAUUGAUUUCUUUGAUGUAGUUCUGCUGAUGAUACAACAGUUCAGAGUGCGCUACAACACCCCUUACCCCCCUGCCACGACACCUUCUUCCCUCCUCAUGACUUCUCCAUCGAUGACAUCAUCUUCUACGUCAUCACCUCUCUCGUCCAAUAGCGUUUCGAGUCUGGAUUGUUUGUCGUUGAUAGUUGAAAGCAUAGCUCUUCCCCAACCGACCAAUCAGAACGCAGGAAGCCACUACGUUGGCGCAGCUUCAGUAGCUAACCUUGGUGGUCAGGUGAACUGCAGCAGCGUCAACAAAACUAAGAACAACAACAACAACAACACCAGUGCAACAACACAGAGCAACAUUUGCAACAGUGGAACUCCGAACAGCAACAACAUUCUACAUGCUGAUAUGAACAAGAACGCCAUGCACAGUAACAACGAGACAAAUAUCAACUUCAUGAUCGACGAAAUAGAUGCUGCGUCUGUUGCCAAAGAUAUUACCACCGACGCGUGUUUAAAUUCUGGGAGGGUUAAUAACGAGAGUUACAACGAUUUGUACAGCAGUAUUUGUUAUUCCAUUGCUCAAACCAACGAUAGCGAUAAGCAGAUCAGCAACAACAAAAAUGAUUUCAGUGCGAUGUUGGGUCAGAAACAGUACAAGAGCAAUGAUUUUCUAUUCAGUGCAAACUUCUCUGACGACGACAUCAAUAACAACCAAACAACUAAAAUGGAAGAAAACAAAAACAACUCAAACAACAACAACAACAGCAACAUUAACAACAACACUCAGAGUAACAGCAUUGGCAUUGAUGGUGAUGAUAAAUUGCAGUGA
Messenger RNA from Helobdella robusta, 936 nucleotides. RefSeq lists its product as hypothetical. NCBI's taxonomy places the organism in Eukaryota, Metazoa, Annelida, Clitellata, Rhynchobdellida, Glossiphoniidae. The transcript has 3 exons. Bases 1 to 936 code for a protein of 311 amino acids. The record is from RefSeq and is a predicted model, not a curated record.